Messenger RNA from Python bivittatus (Burmese python), 1749 nucleotides. NCBI's taxonomy places the organism in Eukaryota, Metazoa, Chordata, Lepidosauria, Squamata, Pythonidae. The record is from RefSeq and is a predicted model, not a curated record.
AUGCUGAGCUCAGUGUGCGUCUCCUCUUUCCGCGGGCGCAAGUCUGGGAACAAGCCGCCGUCCAAGUCAUGUUUGAAAGGGGAGAUGGGCCGGAACGAAGACAACGACAAGAUCGUCAUCAACGUGGGCGGCAUCCGGCAUGAGACGUACCGCAGCACCCUCAAGACCCUGCCGGGCACGCGGCUGUCCUGGCUCACCGAGCCGGACGCCUGCAGCAACUUCGACUACGACCCCAAGGCCGACGAGUUCUUCUUCGACCGGCACCCGCAGGUCUUCGCCUACGUGCUCAACUACUACCGCACCGGGAAGCUCCACUGCCCCGCCGACGUGUGCGGGCCGCUCUUCGAGGAGGAGCUGGCCUUCUGGGGCAUCGACGAAACCGACGUGGAAGCCUGCUGCUGGAUGAACUACCGGCAGCACCGCGACGCUGAGGAAGCCCUGGACAGCUUCGAGACCCCCGACAGCCAGGACGAUGAGGACAGCGGCGACCUCAAGCGCCUCUGCCUGCAGGAGGAUGGGCGCAAGCUGGGUUGGUGGUCCUGCUGGCAGCCCAAGAUCUGGGCGCUCUUCGAAGAUCCCUACUCCUCCAAGAUGGCCCGGUAUGUGGCCUUUGCCUCCCUCUUCUUCAUCCUCAUCUCCAUCACCACUUUCUGCUUAGAGACCCAUGAGACUUUCAACCACUUCAAAAACAAGACAGAAAUCAUAAAGACGGGGAACAGUACCAGCAUAAAGGUGGAUUAUGAAAUGGAGACAGAACCCUUCCUCACCUACGUGGAAGGGAUGUGCGUCAUCUGGUUCACCUUUGAGUUCCUCAUCCGUGUCAUCUUUUGCCCAGACAAACUGGAAUUCAUCAAGAGCACCCUCAACAUCAUCGACUUUGUGGCCAUCCUGCCCUUCUACCUGGAAGUGGGCCUCAGUGGCCUCUCGUCCAAAGCAGCCAAGGAUGUGUUGGGCUUCCUGAGGGUGGUAAGAUUUGUCCGGAUCCUAAGGAUCUUCAAGCUGACCCGGCAUUUCGUAGGACUGAGAGUCCUAGGUCACACGCUGAGGGCCAGCACCAACGAGUUCUUGCUGCUCAUCAUCUUUUUGGCCCUAGGGGUCUUGAUCUUUGCCACCAUGAUCUAUUACGCUGAAAGGAUCGGUGCUGACCCAGAUGACGUAACGGGCAGCAAGCACACCGUCUUCAAGAACAUCCCCAUUGGGUUUUGGUGGGCUGUAGUGACCAUGACGACUUUGGGCUAUGGUGACAUGUAUCCUGAGACUUGGUCAGGCAUGUUGGUGGGAGCACUGUGUGCCUUGGCUGGUGUGUUGACCAUUGCCAUGCCUGUGCCAGUCAUCGUCAACAACUUUGGCAUGUAUUAUUCGCUGGCUAUGGCCAAGCAGAAACUACCAAAGAAAAAGAACAAGCACAUCCCACGAGCCCCCCAACCCGGGUCACCCAACUACUGCAAACCGGACAUGCAGUCCCCGCAUCGCAGCAACCAGGGUGACUCAUGCCCCCUGGCUCAAGAGGAGAUAAUCGAGAUUAAUCGGGCAGAUUCCAAGCAGAAUGGCGAUGCAGCAAAUGCAGCUUUGGCUAAUGAAGACUGCCCUACAAUUGAUCAGGCCCUGUCACCUGAGGAGAAGUCACCUGUCACACCUGGUGGCCGAGAGCGCUAUAAUCGUGACCGAGCCUGCUUCCUCCUCUCCACAGGUGAUUUUGGGCAGUCACCUGAUGGAAACAUCCGAAAAGGCUGGGAACAGAGCAGGUAA